AUGGCGCCUGCAAGGAAGCAGAAAGGCGCAGACAGCCGGACUCGUCAGGUCUCUCAGCCACGCGGUCGCGGCGGGGCGAGGAGUGGUAUAACAACGCAACAACGUCCCGAACCCCGUGGCUUGGUUUUGCCGGCCGAUUUACAACAGCUGAUUCUAGACGCGUUUUGUCGGGCAUUUUCAUUCAAACACAACCAGAUUGAGUUGGACGCCACCAUCCAGGAGGUCAAAGGCCACCUGUUCCGGCGUGACUUUGCUCGUGCAUUCGCCAAGCCAGAGUACCUCGAUGCUUAUGCACUCAGAUGGAGUGCCAGCCGUGCACUAGGGUACACGAGCAUUUUCCUGCACGACGAUUUACAACGAGUUUGGAAUGGACUCGCCGAAACUACGACCACCACUCCGAACGCGAAUGCGAGUCCAUCGUCAAGAGGAGCACAUCUUCCACGUGCGGCCGGCGCUUGUAGCGUAGUUUGCAUUGGAGGUGGCGGCGGCGCGGAGGUGGCUGCAUGUGCGGCUACAGCACGAACACUCCAACUAACAUCAUGCAGACUUGCUGUUCAUGUCAUCGAUAUUGCAGACUGGUCGGCCUGCCUCUCAAAAUUAGGGCACGCACUGAGCACGCCUCCGACCUUGGCCCCUUUUGCAGCCGAGAGCGGCGCCAAAGCGGCGAAUAAGUCUUUCACAACAAGUGAUGAAGUCUCCGUCCGGUUUUCUCAACAUGACAUCCUCGCCAUCGGUGAGGCUGACUUUCAGAGCAUUAUGAUCGGGGCCCAUCUCUGUACAAUCAUGUUCACACUAAACGAGCUCUUCACAGCCUCCAUCGGGCGCACCACAGCAUUUCUCCUGGCGCUUACCGAUACCAUGUCACCGGGCUCGUGGCUUCUAGUCGUGGAUAGCCCUGGGAGCUACUCUGAAGUGAAAGUGGGAUCUGAAUCCAGUGCUACUGAGGGACAAGGAGAAGAAAGCGAGGAUGCGAACACCAAGGCAAGGCGCUACCCCAUGAAGUGGUUACUGGAUCAUACGCUCUUAGAAGUUGCUGGGAAGACGCCAGAGGGGAAAAGCAAAUGGAGGAAAAGUGUCUCUGACGAUUCAAGGUGGUUCAGAUUAAGCCAGCAACAGCCACUCAAGUACCCCAUGGAGCUUGAGAAUAUGAGGUAUCAGAUUCAUCUAUAUCAACGGACACGGCCAGGGGAAGAGGAGGGCUAG
Molecule: messenger RNA, 1203 nt
Organism: Fonsecaea multimorphosa CBS 102226
Lineage: Eukaryota; Fungi; Ascomycota; Eurotiomycetes; Chaetothyriales; Herpotrichiellaceae
Exons: 1
Coding region: 1-1203 (400 amino acids)
Source: RefSeq, a predicted model, not a curated record